Callorhinus ursinus (northern fur seal) is the source of this 582-nucleotide messenger RNA. RefSeq names its product ribonuclease A family member 11 (inactive) (gene RNASE11). Gene Ontology annotation, molecular function: nucleic acid binding. The record is from RefSeq and is a predicted model, not a curated record. Lineage: Eukaryota; Metazoa; Chordata; Mammalia; Carnivora; Otariidae. Gene Ontology annotation, biological process: defense response to Gram-positive bacterium.
AUGGAGACCUUCUCUCUGCUGCUACUCAGCCUGGGUUUGGUUCUUGCAGGAGCUUCAGAAAGCAUAAUGGAGAUAAUUAAAGAAGAAUUUUCAGGGGGAGAGAUGCCAUAUGACAUGGCAAACAGUGACCAAGAAAGACAAACUAUUGAGGUACUAAUGAACUUGACUGUGUUAUAUAAAAAUACCAGCCUCAGUAUGUCCAAGGAUAUUCUGUCUUCCUCAUUACUGACAUUCAGAAGAUUACAUUAUAGCUUCGCCAAAGGAAACAGUUCAGGUAAUGACAAAGAGUAUUGCAAUGACAUAGUGGUCUGGAGAAAAGUUUCAGAAGCUAAUGGGUCACGCAAAUUAAGCUAUAACUUCAUCUGUGGUUCCAAGGAAGUGAUUCAUGGUGCCCCCGAAGCCUCCAGCUGCAAGCGUGGACAGAAUCUUGGCAUAAGCUGCUCUAGGAGCCCAGCCCUGGAGACCACUAUGUGCCAGCUCACUACGGGCAAAUACCACAGUGAUACUUCAUUGAAGAAAAUAUUGGCAGUGCUGACAGGUCAUUCUCUGAUGAGCUGGUUAGUUAGUGGCUCUAAGUUGUAA